Messenger RNA from Effrenium voratum, 1608 nucleotides. Lineage: Eukaryota; Dinophyceae; Suessiales; Symbiodiniaceae. The record is from the annotation of a GenBank genome assembly.
UUGGCCACCGCUCGUGGGUUUUUCCUGCACCGCGCUGAGCCCGGUGCCGGAAGGCGGUAGGUGUGAUGUCGCAUGUGUGGACUCCGGCAAACUGCAUUGCCGCCAUGCAGCGUGAAGGCGGACGAGGGCGCUGGCAGAGGGUAUUGAGCCUUCUGCACGAGUUGCCGCAGGACAUGGCGCCGGUGGUGGCGUACAGCGUGGCGGUCACGGCUUGCGGCAGGUGCUUGCAGUGGCAGCGGUCCCUUCACUUGCUGCGGCAGCUGGAGGAGCUGGAAGGAGUGGCGCCCAACUUGGUGGCCUUUGCGUCGGCGAUGCACGUAGUGAUGCGCGCGGGGCAGUGGCGCGCAGCCCUGCAGCUUUGGCCGCUGCUCAGGAGUGAUGGACUGCAGCCGGACGCCACAGCGAGGGCGGCCGCAGCCCAGGCGGCGGCUGGUGGUGGGGGUGUCUGGCGACGCGCCUGGCGGCUGCUGCCCGAAACGGGAAGCGCGCCAGCGUCGGCGGCACAGGAGGUGUGCUGGAACGUGGCGAUGAGCGCCUGCGAGAAAGCCGGUGCCUGGCGCCAAGCCCAGCGCUUGGCGGAGAUCUGCGGCGCGCGGCGGGUCGAGAUGGACACCUUCACGCUGAAUGCGGCGGUGAGCGCGGGGGAGAAGGCGAGUGCUUGGCGCCAGGCGGUGUUCUUUCUAGAGGACCUGCGCGGAAAAGCGACGGAGGCAGAUGUGAUCAGCUUCAGCGCUGCGAUCAGCGCCUGUGGUGAGUGCGCCCAGUGGAUCGCGGCGCUGGCGCUGCUCUGUGCCUUCGGAAGCCGCGAGGCGGACGUGGUCCUGUACAAUGCCGCCCUGUCGGCCUGCGACCGCGCGGGGGAAUGGCAGCGGGCGCUGGCCCUGCUGUCGGAGUGCCAUUUUCGACAGCUGCGGCUGGAUCUUGUGUCCUUCAACUGUGCCAUCAGCGCAUGCGAGAAGACCGGGGAGUGGCAACAGGCACGGGCCCUGCUCUCGGAGAUGCGAAGCCGCUCGCUGCGGGCGGACGUGAUCUCCUACAGCAGCAUGCUCCGGGCGUGCAAGGAAGCCUACGGCUGGCAGCAAAGCCUCGGGUGGCUGGAGGACUUGGAAGCGCGGGCACUGCUGCCGGACCUCAUCUGUUGCAGCGCGGCCGCCGCCGCCUGUGAAGCCUCCGGGAGCGCCUGGAAGGCAGCGGUUGAGGUGGCGAAGCGGCUCGGGCUCAAGGCAGAUAUGGUGGCAUGCAACACGGCGCUGAGUGCAUGCUGCAAGAGCACACGCUGGGAAGUUGCCCAGGGGUGGCUCCUGACCCUUCUGGCAGCACAGCUGCGGAUGACCACCAACACGCUGAACGGCCUGGUCUUAGGCUACGCCGCGGACUUCCGACAAACCGUCUGGCGCCGGGCGGCCGCGUCGCUCGAUCGCGAGUGGAAGGCGGACCUGGCGACCUUUAACCAGGUGGCGGAGCUUUUGGCGCGGGGGGACGGCUCCGAGCGGCGCGCGGCGACGGCGCGGUGCCUGGGAUCGGUGGCGCUGGCCGGGGAGGACCUACUGCGCCGGGGCUCGCGGCGAUGGCUUUUGCGGGAGGUAACAAAAUGACGCGCUGGGAAGA